AUGGAAAACGGAGCUCCAGGAGUGAAGGUGGGUCGGGUCAUGACUCAGGUUUUUGUUCUGGUUUUUCUUCUUCAAAGUGUUCAUUCCCGAACGUCACGAAACAAUUUGAACAUCGCAAAACCGGGACAAAAAUUCGCAUCUCCCCCGGUUACACUUAAAAAAGUUGGUCAUGACAAAGUGGUCGUUGAUAACGGUAUCAUCCAAGUUACCUUUUCGAGUCCACAAGGCUUAAUAACAGGAAUCAAAUACAAUGAAUUUGAUAAUGUGUUGAACGACAAGAUUAAAAAUCGCGGGUAUUGGGACGUAGUAUGGUAUGAAUCAGGAGAAACACCAGUAACCGAUUUUUUAGUAGGAAAAGAAUUCGACGUUGUAAAUCAAACAAGUGAGCAUGUCGAAAUUUCAUUUUCGAGAAAAUGGGAUAUAUCUCAACGCGGUUCGAUAGCCCCAUUAAACGUAGACAAAAGGUAUAUUAUUCGAAGAGGUGUGUCUGGAGUAUACAUGUACGCUGUGUUAGAGAGGUUAAAAGGUUGGCCAGACGUGGACAUGGAUCAAACCAGGAUCGUUUUCAAGCUUAACACAACAAAAUUUGAUUUCAUGGCUAUAUCGGAUUCUCGGCAGAAAAUUAUGCCUUCUGCAACAGAUCGAGAUAUCACCAAUGGUCGUGCUAGUCCAUUAGCUUACAAAGAAGCUGUUCGUUUGAUAAAUCCAGAAAAUCACAUACUUAAAGGGCAGGUUGACGAUAAGUAUAUGUACUCAAUGGAAGACAAAGACAACAAAGUGCAUGGUUGGAUUUCGUCGGACCAAUCUGUUGGUUUCUGGAUGAUUACUCCCAGCGAUGAGUUCCGUGCUUGUGGGCCCGUCAAGCAGGAUCUCAGUUCUCAUGUCGGACCUACCACCCUUUCAAUGUUUACAAGUUUACAUUACGCGGGAAAAGAGAUGAACACAACUUAUAUAAGCAAGGAGCCGUGGAAGAAGGUGUUUGGCCCUGUCUUUGUUUAUCUCAAUUCUGCCUCAUCUCGUAAUCUUCUUUGGACCGAUGCUAAACGACAGAUGGUUGUUGAGGUCCAAAGUUGGCCAUAUGAUUUCGUGAAGUCAGCUGAUUACCCUCUUCAUCACCAAAGAGGAACUGUCAAAGGUCAAUUCUUUGUCUUAGACAGAUACAACAGCAAGUCGAGAUUAUUCGGAAAAUUUGCUUUCGUGGGUUUAGCAAAACCCGGUGAAGCUGGUUCAUGGCAAACCGAAAACAAGGGAUAUCAAUUUUGGACAAAAGCCGACAAGAUGGGAAUGUUCACCAUAGCGAACGUGAGACCAGGGACUUAUAGUCUCUACGCAUGGGUUUCUGGAUUUAUCGGUGACUAUAUAUACGAGCGUGACAUUACAAUCACACCAGGUAGGGAGAUAAACGUAGGUUCCAUAACGUACGAGCCGCCAAGAAGUGGUUCGACGCUGUGGGAAAUUGGAGAACCAGACCGGACUGCCGCAGAAUUUUUUAUCCCAGAUCAGGACCCAACACUUUUGACCAAACUCUCCCUAAAUGACUCUAAUCUUCCUCAAGACCGAUUUAGACAAUACGGUUUAUGGGAUCGUUACAGUGUUUUGUAUCCUCGAAAAGAUCUUGUUUAUAUUGUUGGAGUGAGUGACUAUAAAAAAGAAUGGUUCUAUGCACAUUUGACCAGGAAUGCUGGAAAAGGGAUAUAUCAAGCAACGACAUGGCAGAUUGUGUUUAAUCUAAAAACAGUGACUCAAACUGGAAACUACACGCUUCGAAUAGCUUUGGCCGCAGCUACAACUGCAAAUUUAUUUGUUCGGAUCAACGAAGCUAAUUCCAAACCUAUUUUCAUGACUGGGUUAAUAGGUCAGGAUAACGCCAUUGCGAGGCAUGGAAUUCAUGGUGUUAUGUAUGAUUAUCUUCGUUUGGAAAGUCCUCCGAGAGUUUGA
Arabis nemorensis is the source of this 1938-nucleotide messenger RNA. NCBI's taxonomy places the organism in Eukaryota, Viridiplantae, Streptophyta, Magnoliopsida, Brassicales, Brassicaceae. The record is from the annotation of a GenBank genome assembly.